GGAUCAUGUGUUUCGUACUUUGACAUCUAUACGUCUUACGACGAGGCAUCGAUUCCCUCGUCUCGGUCUCGAGUCGCGGUCGAGAGCGACGGCGGCCGAGCGGGUAACCAUAAAUUAUUGAGUCCGCGACGUGUCGAUAUCGACACGCCGCGCCUCCAUCGAGCGUGCCGCCGGCGCAGCUGAAGAUAGUGAAGAAUCUCCUGAAUUUCGCGCGCGGCUCGACAAUCUCUGUGCUCGACAAUCUCGCCGUCGCGCGUCCGCCCUACCGUCUUCUACCUUUCCGCGGACAACGCGUUCCCACUGCCGGCCGGACGCGAGAUCGAGAUCCCGUCCGUCGCGCGCGAGCGAUCCAAUCGCGCUCGCGUUCGUGCACGUCCGCUCGCAUCCUCGUAAUAAAAAGUACCGUUGCGCGCGUACGGGAAUUAGUGUACAUACGCGCGCGCGUUCCGCGUGUGUAUAUGUGCGACGACGAUCGUGCGCUGUGCGCCUCGCGACGGCAGCUCGAUCCGCUCGGUCGUCGUGUCAUCGUCGCGCCGCGAAUGCGAUCGCCGACGCUGCGGGAGCAGCCCUAGCUAGCGCGAGAGAACCCGCACCACCGUGUCCGCGCGUUUGCCCCCUGUGUGCACGGCCCCUGUGUUUCUCCUCCGCGCGCGGAAAUAUGCGAGACCCCGGGCGAACGUGAGACACGAUUCUCCUUCCCGAGGAAGGGCAACGGCAGGCAGGCAGGCAGGCAGGGAGAGAGACGAGCGCCCGCUCCGCGAACAGGCCGCGGUUAUGUUUCUCUCGAUGGAGAGCGCUUUGACGACAAUGGCAGCAACGUCCCCGUCGAAGAGGAGACUGCAGAAGGAGUUGAUGUCUUUAAUACGCGAGCCUCCACCGGGUGUGCACGUAGAUGCAGAAUUGGCUGGGCAAAAUUUGACACAAUGGAUCGUCCAUAUGGAAGGUGCUAAGGGCACACUGUACGAGGGGGAACAAUUUCAGCUUCAAUUUAAGUUCAGCUCCAAAUAUCCGUUCGACUCGCCGGAAGUGACUUUUAUCGGUGGAAAUAUCCCUAUACAUCCACACGUCUACAGCAACGGUCAUAUUUGUUUAUCCAUAUUAACAGAGGAUUGGUCUCCCGCUCUCAGUGUACAGAGCAUUUGCCUGAGUAUCAUUUCCAUGCUAAGCAGCUGUAAAGAGAAGAAGAGACCGCCUGACAAUACAUUUUAUGUGAAAACCUGCAACAAGAAUCCAAAAAAGACAAAGUGGUGGUAUCAUGAUGACAGUGUCUAAUAUUGAAGAUCAUGUAAAGAUCUUGUCGACUUGUCAACAUUGUAUUGUUGGACCAAGUGGGAUAACAUCCAAAUGGAACCUGAUGCAUUAAAUCAAUAGAAUUUUGCAUACAAUAUAUAGUAAAGUCAAUAUAACAAGAAAUUAGAUGUACUUUUAAGAAAAGACAAGGCUACAACUUACUUAUUAUAAUUAUAGAAUUAAAUGCAAAUUGCGUGAAUUGUUUAAUCAUAAAUUAUUGUAAUGUUGCUGAUAGCGAAGCUGAUAGUGAAGAUUUUAGUUAUAUACUAGAAUUACUAUCAGAUCAGUAAAUUAAUCCUAAAAAGAAAGGUAGAUAAGAAGGUAUUAUUUAUUAUUAUAUAAGAUAUUAAUAUAUGAAGUUUUCUCUCUUGUUACUCCGAAUUUAAGGAGAUUCCUGAUGUACGUUAAUAAAAUCAUUUAAUAAAUUUAGAAGUAACAAAUAUGAUAAAUAUAUACAUAUUAUUACAAUAGUUAUAUAUUCUAGAGAUUUAUUGUUUUUAACAAAACUCAGUAUUGAAUUAAUUCAUCGAUUAUAUAUUGUGAAAACAUAUUUGGUCUAAAAUUCAGUGGCAAAUACUCUGUUAUGCAUUAAUUUCCUUUUACAAUAACAAAUUGUGAUUAAGCGCAAUAUAUACUUUUGCUUUUUUAAA
Wasmannia auropunctata (little fire ant) is the source of this 1940-nucleotide messenger RNA. Its product is annotated as ubiquitin-conjugating enzyme E2 W. The record is from RefSeq and is a predicted model, not a curated record. Lineage: Eukaryota; Metazoa; Arthropoda; Insecta; Hymenoptera; Formicidae. The coding region runs from base 775 to 1272 and encodes 165 amino acids. The transcript has 4 exons.